AAUUCGUGAAUCGAAAAUCUUUGAAAAGAGAUCACGAACUUUACCGUCUAUAAAAGAGUCAAUUCGGCAUUCGGACCACGAAGGAAGUUUUCAACGAUGUCAGCACCGUGCAGAUAUGCGGCUCGAAGCUGCGCGCGAUCAAUUCGCCCCAGCACUUCUUUCCGAACCUCAGCUUCCUUCAUCCAGACCACAACCCCCACGAUACAGCGACGGCACGAGACGACAGCAGCGCCUACGAGCCCUAAGAUCUCCGGUAUCGUUGACCAAAUCAGCCAAUUAACUCUUCUUGAGACCGCCGAUUUAGUUUCCAGCUUAAAGUCGCGACUAAACAUUCCCGAUUUACCUGUUGGAGGCUUUGCUGCUGCCCCAGUCGCCGCCCCUGUUGUAGAAGAGGCUGACGAGCCUGCGCCGGCUGCUCAGGAGAAGACUCUGUUCAGCGUGAAGCUGCAAUCCUUCGAACCAGCUUCGAAGGCGAAGAUCAUCAAGGAGAUCAAGAGCUUAUUAGGAUUGAGUUUGGUCGACAGCAAGAAGUUCGUGGAGAGUGCGCCCAAGAUGAUGAAGGACGCAGUACCAAAGGAUGAGGCCGAGAAGAUUAUGGCUACCAUGAAGGAGCUAGGAGCUGUUGUCGUUAUGGACUAAUCGAUCUAUCCUCAAAAAAAGAAGUUAAACACCGAUGUGUAUACAUAUAACAUAUACUGUAUAACAAUACGAAGACCCUAAACAACAGUA
This is a messenger RNA of Annulohypoxylon maeteangense, 729 nucleotides long. RefSeq names its product ClpS-like protein. Gene Ontology annotation, molecular function: structural constituent of ribosome. Gene Ontology annotation, cellular component: ribosome. The transcript has 2 exons. The record is from RefSeq and is a predicted model, not a curated record. NCBI's taxonomy places the organism in Eukaryota, Fungi, Ascomycota, Sordariomycetes, Xylariales, Hypoxylaceae. The coding region runs from base 97 to 639 and encodes 180 amino acids. Gene Ontology annotation, biological process: translation.